Messenger RNA from Ostrea edulis (European flat oyster), 6845 nucleotides. Its product is annotated as receptor-type tyrosine-protein phosphatase alpha-like. NCBI's taxonomy places the organism in Eukaryota, Metazoa, Mollusca, Bivalvia, Ostreida, Ostreidae. The transcript is spliced from 33 exons. The coding region runs from base 49 to 4215 and encodes 1388 amino acids. The record is from RefSeq and is a predicted model, not a curated record. Gene Ontology annotation, molecular function: protein tyrosine phosphatase activity. Gene Ontology annotation, biological process: protein dephosphorylation.
GUUUAAUCAGGUUUCAUCCGUCAUCAUGUUCCGUUAUUGCACAUCCCUAUGUCCUUGCUAACAUUUACAUCCGAACAAAUGGCGGAUUUGGAGCUCAAGAUUUGUGUAUUGGUAUUUUUACUCUUCCCAAUUAUUUCAAAUGCUUACGAUAACUUGGCCCUCAAUAGGCCACCAACCUUUGAGCCCUCCCAGACAGCGACUCCAGGCAAUGAUGGCAAUCCCGCAACUUGUAUUAACAUGCCCGCGACAGCCAUUGGGUCGGCGAGGUUUUUCGUGGAGUUGGCGAGCGUCAGAAGGAUCAAAGAGGUUAACAUUACAUUUCCCGCAGGAGCUGUAGGAAACGAAGGCUUUUUCAUUUCCAUUUCCAACACAUCAACUUUGUUCACUGGACACAUAUGCUACCGCUCAAAGAUAAAUGUUAUCCCGCAGACAUCGGCCACCUAUCCUUGUAUUGGAUCAGGGAGAUAUUUGAGCGUCUACAACACGCAGAGAUCAGGGACAAUAGACUUCGAUAUCUGUGAAGUUGCUGUGACAGGUUGUCCCAAUAAAAGAUAUGGAAACGACUGUUCUCAAACCUGCACAUGUCCAGACGAAUGCGAUUUUGAGACCGGGGAAUGUUUAAGUCAUGCACCAGUUUGCAACAUUCCUGGAUGGUGGGGAGAUAACUGUAAUGAGAUUUGUGGAUUUUGUAAAGAUGGCGCUGUAUGUAACAACAGGACAGGUGCGUGUCCGGCUGACUGUUCUGCUGGAUACAGGUCAAGCACCUGUAAUAUCGAAUGUAUUGCUGGGACUUUCGAUGAAAACUGCGUAAAAGAAUGUGGCAAAUGUAAAACCAGCCCGUGUAAUUCGGUGACGGGGGCUUGUGACAAUACAGGAUGUCAGACGGGAUACAUGGGCACUGGCUGUUUCAACACCAACAACUUUUACAACAAUCAGCAGGGAUCAAUGAUAAAUAGUUGGGCAGGAAACGUUGCGACGGGUUCGAUUUCGUACAACACAGCUUUGACAGAUGGGGAUUUUACAACCAGUUGUGCGUAUCAAAAUGCGCCCUUUUCCAACACCGUCGGUUCUACAUCAUACCAAUACACACUGGCAACACAGAGAGUACUGAGGGAAAUUGUUCUUUACUUUAGUACAUCAGCUAGUUCUUUGUCAAAUUAUGCUGGAUUUAGUAUCUCUAUAUUUGACGGUACUAACCGUCGUGUGUGUUACACCUGGAACUCUACUGGAGUCCCCGUCAUCAUGCAGACCGUUCCGUGCUUGGGAUUGGCAAACUCCAUCAACAUAACCAACGAAAGAAAAUCAGGUGUGACAUACCCAGCAGCAUGGGGGGCUAAUCCUGGUUUAGCAUUUUGUGAAUUAGCCGCAACAGGUUGCCCUGCGGGGAAAUACGGCACUUAUUGCGAGAAGACCUGUACGUGUUUGAUCUGUGAUUAUGUCACGGGGGCGUGUCCCAGCGUUGACCAAAAUUGCAAAAACAGAACGUACGGCGUGAAUUGUUUAGAAAAAUGUGGAAACUGCAAGAAUGACGAAGCGUGCAAUGUAGAGACCGGGGCGUGUCCGAACGGGUGUACAGCUGGGUAUCAUGGAACAUUGUGUAAAGACGCUUGCCUGUCCAGACAGUACGGAGAAAACUGUUUGCAAACAUGUUCCCGGUUCUGUAAAAAUAAUCGGGUUUGUGAUUCUCUGACUGGAAGUUGCCCAGAAGGCUGUGCUACAGGAUAUCAAGGCUCGACAUGCGCACAAGUUUGCUCCUUUGGUACAUACGGUGAUGGGUGUUCCCAGACCUGUGGUAAAUGUUUAAAUGGUGCAUCAUGUGACAAUGUAAACGGUUCGUGCAGUGGUGGCUGUUCUCCUGGAUAUAAAGAUCCUCCUUUCUGCAAAAAUGCAUGUGAAAAUGGCACCUACGGUCAUGGUUGUGUGAACAACUGUAGCAGAAAUUGCCAGGACACCGCAUGCAAUCACAUAAGUGGAAAUUGUACCAAAAGAUGCAUAAUAGGAUAUCAGGGAGAUUUCUGUUCAGCUGUGUGUUCUCGGGGUACAUAUGGUGAAAACUGUUUGCAGCGCUGCACCUCUUGCAACAACAUGUCUUGUAACCACAUAGACGGCACUUGUACUGAAAUGAGCACCGAAGAAAAUCCCAGCAAUGUUACAGGAACUGUGGUUACAGAGAAACUAAAAUCAGAUUUGACCACGGACGACCUAGCCAUGCUCAUCUGUCUGGUGGUUGGUGUCAUCACACUCAUUGUUGCUGUCGUUUUCAUCAUCAUCGCCGCCCGAACACACAAACGAUUUAAACAAGAACCAGAAGACUAUGAAGAGGAGGACAUUAUUCGUAAAAACAGCCGUGAUGCUCUGCCAGAUUUACCAAACAAUGGACACGUCAAAGCAAGCGAUCAUUUGGUGACUGUGCAAGGGCCCUUUCGCAGUGCUCCUAAGCCUGCCCCUCCCGUUUCGGAUGACGGCGGUCUUUAUUUUGGUGUGGAUGACGAACCCUACAAAUCGGAAGACUACUACAAUGCCAGUGUGUUUGCUUGUGGGAUCCCCAUCCCAGUAUUAAAGAAACACAUCAAAACGGAUCAGAAGCGGAUCGAAGACGAAUUCAAAGAAUUACAAAAAGGGGCCAUCCACCCAUGCACCUUAGCCAACAAACUGGAAAACAAGCCUAAAAAUAGAUACCUCACAGUUUUACCAUAUGAUCAUUCCAUUGUCCAGCUGACACCUCUUUCUGGAAAACCUGAUACCAACUACAUAAACGGAAGCUACAUAGAUAGCACGCUAGAGGACAAAGCUUACAUUGCUACCCAAGGACCUAUGACGUCAACUAUCGGCGAUUUCUGGAGAAUGGUUUGGCAGACAUAUUGUGGCAAAAUUGUUAUGCUUACAAACCUUAAAGAGAAAAACAAGAUCAAAUGUGCGCAAUAUUGGCCAAACAAAGGAUCUACUCUGGAAUUCGGACUUUAUAAAAUAUCGGUCCAAGCAGAAAAGACACAUGUCACAUAUGUACAGAGAGCAAUACGACUGGAGGACAUGGUGACCAGUGAGUGCCGUACCAUUCACCACUUCCACUACACGGCCUGGUCAGAUCAUGGUACACCUGAUCACGUGCAGCUUGUGGCGUUCCAUCAUCACGUGUCUUCUGUAUCGGCAGAUUUCAUUGGUCCCAUGGUUGUACACUGCAGUGCUGGCAUAGGUAGAACGGGUACCUUUAUCGCACUGGAUGCUCUUCUUAAACAGGCCAAACUUACCAACCAGGUCCAGGUGUUCAACUUCAUUAGACACAUGAGAAAGGAUCGCAUGAACAUGAUUCAGACAGGGGACCAGUAUUUGUAUGUUUAUCAUACAAUUUAUGAGGCACUUAAUAUGAAGAAUACAUCAAUAAAAAGGAAGAAUUUCCCGAAGGAGUUUUUCAAACUUGAGGACACAUCGUCUUCGUCAGAGAAGAGGACUACGGCAGAAUUUAAGACAUUACAAGAAAUGAGGGGGGUGUUCACUGCUGACAGUUUAAACCCAAAGCCUAAGCGGAAAGGCAUUAAAGAUGCUGCAAGUCAUGGAAAGAUCCAGACCAUUAAAGUACCGCCGUACGGAGAAAGCCGUGGUUUCCAGUUGGUGCAAUCCCUGAUGCCGACAAUGGAUGUGGACCUGUGGAACUACGUCAUGACGACAGAGUCGGCAGUCGUGGUGUCCUUGGAUAAACAGUCCAGCGAUGUUCUUGGAAGUUUCCUACCGACGUCAGGAGAAACUCGUGUGUCCGAUUACAUGGCGACUUCGAUCUCCAGCUCUGCCAUCAACGAGAACGUAAACGCAUCAUGUGCAAUGGUUGAAAUAACCAACAGAAACACGGAGCAGAGUGCUGAGAUCAUGAUUAUAAAAACCUGCAUCAGUGGAAAGAACUCCAAAAUGACAGCCUCAGAAAUGGCCAAUCUAGCAGUACUAAUCGAACACACUGAAAAAGCCAGCUCACUGAUCGGGGAGACAAUUGUAUUAAGCAGUGACGGAAUAUCCGGCCCGGGAUUGCUAUGUGUCGUGUCGUACGCUAUACAAGACGCCAUCACAGAAAAAGCGGUGAACAUAUUUCAAACUGUUCGUCAGUUCCAAAUCAGGAAUCCGAAAUUCAUCGCUAAUCAGGAGGACUACGAUUUCUGCUACAAGGCUGUACACGAAUUCCUUUUGACAGACAACGAUUAUGCCAACGUCGAUAAGGACCAAGAGUGAAUCAGUCUGCAUUGAUUUUAAGAUUUAGGUCUGGCCUUGUAGAAAAUUUUCAUCAUGUAGCACCCUUACUGUGUGAAAGCAGUAGGCUUGUUUUCAGUAUCAGUUACAAAUAUUAGUACUUUAAAACUGCUACUGUAGAGGUUCAAGGUUUUAGUGCAGAUGAAGCGUUUUUCAAAUUGAAAAUGGUAAAGUCACCACAUUAAUGCAUUACAAACUUUUAUAUGAUACAUUGUGUAUUAUUGUUUAUUGUUCAAUAUCUUUUUACCAUAACGAUUAACAAUGAGACAUAGGUUUUUAGAUACUUUUGACAAUAAUAACCCCCACCACUCACAGCCGACAUUACUCUACAUAGAGUGUGAUUGUUCCUCAUAGUAAUGUCUCUAGUCUACUUUAUUGAAUAUUCAUACUCCAUCACAGCAGAUAACCUGACAAUUCAGAUAAAUAAUUAAACACGGCUAAUGUCUCUAGUCUACUUUAUUGAAUAUUCAUACUCCAUCACAGCAGAUAACCUGACAAUUCAGAUAAAUAAUUAAACACGGCUACAAAAUUACUUCUCAUACAGACCCCAUUGAAAAGUCCAACAUGGAACUGCAUAGGUUUCUAUGCAAGAACACUUUAGUAGGGCAUCGUCAGUUCUCUUUGAACAAUUAUGGUCUGUGGUGGGAGCGUUUUCAUCGUGGUGACAUCUGGAAGGGCUGAAUCGUCAAGUGACUUUCCAGUUUUGACUGUCAUGCCCUUUUCAUCGCCUUCACGAUGAGACACACGGAAAAGAAGCUUUUGAUUUUCGCGCUUUUGUGAUUUUUCUGACGUCUUGGUAAAUUUAUGACGGGCAUCUGAAUUGUGUUUCUUCCAGUCGUUGUAACUGUAUUUCAAAGAGAGCAAAUUAUUCACGCUGUUAGUAAUAUUUCGUAAUGUCGUCAUUCUGCUUUGAACUUUUUGAGAGUGUCUUCGGACUUCGGCAGUGAGAAUUCGUUGUCCACGUUCAUAAGCGCGGAUCUUACGCUCUGUUUCCUUUGUGAGAUCACGAUGAAUCCGGUGCAGUUGACCAUGACGUGUUGGGUUCCGCAUGGACUCAAACCUGACGUCAUGAGUGGUAUCGUAUUUUAGCUGCCAGUGAAUUGGCGGUUGUCGAUGUUCCUGGUCUUCUCCAGGGAUGUGGAAUUUCUUUUCUGUCAUCAUGAUUCAGAACACUAAACUGAGGUCAAGAAACGCAUAGCAAGUUCCAUUUUAGUCAAGUCUUCACAUACACAAAUUUAUACAUCCAUUUGGAAAUAGUAAACACAAAGGUUCUGACUGAAAAAAAACAAGACGUCGUGGAAUUAAAUGUGUCGUUUUAUAUGUGGUAUAUACCCAAAUCAAAUGAAAACUGUGGUCAGUAGUAUUCUUCCAAAUCAAUUUCCAGAUCAUAUUUUCAGGAGUUCUGACAUGAUGUGGCACUUUUCUAGUGUAUAUGCUUAUUGUCUACGUCUUUAGAAAUAAAUAAAGGACUGUAGAAUACAACCAGGCAAUCAAUGUUUGUUUAUUGCAUUUAGACACUAACAACAGUAUAAAAUUACAUCGAAUCGGGCACUGCCAUUCACUUUCACACAUCUAAUCAUUUUUACAGCUUUGCAAUAAAUACAUGGAAUCGAUAGUUAUUACUCUAUAAAACUUUAAGAAUCCAUAAUUGGAACAUAAAGUUGUUUCACAAGAAAAAAGAAAUUUUUCAUACGAAAGAGCAAAUACAAAAAUUCUUCAAAAUGUGGUUUUUGAAUACAAACCUUCAUAAAGUAUGAAUUUCUAGGUUACUCCAGUAUGUAAAAACCAAAACUGCCGAGAGAAAAUGUCUCUGACUUUAAAACAAUAAAAUUUAGUUUCAAAAGAACAUUGAAGCAUUAGUUGGUUGAACGUUAGCGAGAUCUCCAAGUGUAAUCAUGUCACGCAUCACAUGGUCUUUUGAAUGACACACAGUUGUGACAUGGUACCCAAUCUACUACAAAGGUUUUUUGAUAGACAAUAUCUUAGAUGUUAUCGUUUGUGAUAAUGGAAUACGUUUGAUAAACAUGUGUGUAUGUAGUAUGUUGUAUACCAACAAGGUUUAAACAAAUAGCACGAUCGUUUGUUGAAAAUUAGGUAUCUGCAAAUUUUGAUGGAAACACUAAGUUUCUCAAAUUUUUAUAGACAAUCCCCAUGCUCGAUUUUCAGAAAUUAUUGAGUAUUCGAAAUCAAUUUAUAUACAAUGUAGUUAUUAAAGAGAAAGAGAGGCAAAGAGUUUAGUUGCUUUUUUAAUGAAAGAAAAAAUGAUUGGCUUUUUAAAAAAUCUUGGACAAGCAUCACUGACCUUUCUUCUCUCACAAUUUCUGUCAAAUUAAUCCAACAAAGAGGAAAAUCAAAUAAAAUUAUAAGGCCCAAACACACCGAGAAGCACCUCAGAUACACCGAGAAGCAAUAUAGCGACUGUGUAUUUAAUAUACCUCCAACGAAUAUUGAUAUUUACAUAUACUAAAAUGUGCAAACUUUAAAAUCUGACAAUGCAUUCUUUUCAACAAUGUGUAAGCGAAUUGGAGAAUUGUGUAAAAAUCAAAGAAAUUAAUUCAAUGUUAGUUGAAGUAUAUUUUUGUAAUAAAAAAAUGUUGACUUUCAAAAUUUUA